GUGUCGCGCCACGUCUGAAAUGCAUCCCACGCAGAUUGAGAAGCAGCUGCUGGAUCACCAGAGCGAUGCUGAUGGAGAACAAUGCCACGCAGGAGCAACCUCGACUUCCAGUCCUGUGAGCUGCAGCGCCGACACUAAUUAUGACUGAGGGUUAUGACUUGGGCUGUAGUAACUCAAAUGGAAGCAGCAACAUUGAACUCCAACGCACAAGAGCUGUGUGGAAAACUGCAAAAGACCAAAAGGAAUAUCGCGCAUACUCAGAGGAAUUAUUGUUGGGUGGAAUUUAGCACCAGAUUCAUUUCAGCGAGGGCACUUUAGGGACUGUGGGAAACCACAACGCUGGGAGAUUAUGUGAGCCCCCAAGCGUUCCUCCUCAUGCUCGCUGGAGCCGAUUUGUGGAGGAAAAUGAGAACAAACGGAUCCGUUUAGGAGCAAAGGAACUGCUCAGUCUCUGCUUGUGUCUCAUGGCUUCCCUCGGCGUCCCUAGUCCCUCCUCUUCAAACUCGGAUGACGAGUCCCCCGAUAGCAAUCCGGAGCCGGAUUCCUCCCGCUACACCUCCCACACCGGCAAGCAGAGCGGGCUCAGCAGCCUGGGCUACGGGGUCCUGGUGGCCUGGAGCAACCUCAGGCCCUUCAUCCCCUUCAUCCUCAUCAGCUUUAUGGUCGUGGCCCUCAUCUACCUGAUGCAGUUCAUCAUCUUCGGGGGGCCCUACAAGGACCCGCACUUCUUUGUGAAGUUCAAUGAGCGCUGGCCCGCUCCGGGUCAAGAGGACUCUCGAAGGCCUUCAAAGUUCUUCAGUCCGGUCCCCCCCUCGUCAUUUGAGCAAGUCUUCUUUGAACUGCACAGAGACAACGAGACAAUAAGAACUGAUUGAUCACAAAAACGGGAGGAAAUGUUUUUUUUUCUUCUUUGGAUUUGAGCAACACGGAUUUAUGAGGAAUUAUACCAGGUUUCAGUGCUAUUUAAAAGCACACCGACUUAUAGGCUACUUUGACUUUCUUUAAGUAAUUUAUUAUUGGUUGUAUGUGUGUUGCUGUAUAUCUUUCCUGUUUAACCCAUAACUUGUUAUGUUACUGGUUGAAAAAUACCAAUUAAGACUGGGUAAACAUUGUCCAGCAAAGUGCACCUGCACAGGUGCUUCUGAGACCUUGAACCAAUCGGUGUCCAGUGUUUCUCUCCUUGUGAACAUGUAAGCCAUGAUCAUAUAACAACCUCUUCAAUUUGACCGUCCUCCUAUUUGUUUAUGUAGUCUGUCUCUGUAGUACCUUUUUAGAAUGUUUUAAAUAGAAAGUAACGCUAAUGUGAGGUUUAGCAGUCUGUGGUUGACAAAUGAAAGGAAUCUUGUAAAGUUGAUCUUUAAAAUUCCUUCUAUGGUGAAGCAACCAGAGGGAAAGUGGUCGAUCCUGACUUCAACUUUGUCAGACUGCUGAAAGCUCAUAUAUAGAAGCUUCAGCUGGACUUUGGAGGUCAUGUUGCAUAUAGAGCAAGGACUGGAUUUAGUCUCCUGCUGUAUAAACUACAGUACUAUGGUACUUUAAAGACACAAUUUGAUUGGAACCAUUUGCCAUCGUCACAUGUAGACUGGCACAACAUAUUCUAAAACACGUUAACAUUGUAUUUGUCACUAAUGCUCAAACGGAGGCAGGGUUGACGGGCAGCUGGGUGGUUGUGUGCAAGACAACAUAUAUAGGUGGGUAAAAAUAACACUGGGUUAAUUUGUACAUAUUUCAAAGGGUGUCCAAAGUCAGUCAUUAAAAUAGUUUACCCCAAAUAUAGGAUCUCAACCAGUUGGGUGAAAACAAUUGGCACAUAAUGUUUUGUUGUGUCUUCAGCCACAUUAAAGUGCCAUUUAUAUUGCUUUGCCAUACUGCACCAUAGAAGCUAAACAAGUUAUUUACAUUGUUUUUCUUCCUGAAAUGUUUGAUACUUUAACUGAAAAGCUACAGUGACCACAAGUGUGUGUUAGUGUUAACUAUUAAAUGUAGUGCAGCAUAAGAUAAGUCAAUAAACCAGCUAAGUUACUUACACUAAUAUAUAUAUCUAUAUAUCUUGAGCCACCAUAUGUCACAACAAAGUCUAGCUAAUACGGAGUGUACAGAGCCAGGGUGUUUAUUGCUUUUAAACUUUCCAUAUUUAUUUCAAGACUGUUAUGUCUUCCAUCGACAGUUGAAUGUUGCUCUUUAAGUCCAUCGGUCUGGACUUAUUAUUAUAUUUUAUCAAAGUUAAAGUAUACUACAGCAUUUUAAUUACUUUGGUAAAAAUAACAUAGAACUCAAAUAAAUGCCCCGUCGGAUAUUAAAUCACAUUUGGGGGGACUUGAUGACAGAAAGAGUAACUUAUAUUCUUAAAUACUGAUGAAUGAAAAAAAUUUGUCUCCAGCAAAAAGGGCACUUUUCUCAUCCAGGGCAAAGGGGCUGGUGCUUGAGCACCACUAGGGCUCUAUCUGUGCACGUGCCUGAUAAUAUAUGAUAACGUUUUGGUUUAUACUCUGUAUUCAUCAUUUACAUUUGUAAAGUAACUUGUGACUAAAGCUUUAAAGUGAGUGCAAUAUUUUCCACGACAUUGUAGUGCAGGGAAAGUGUAAAGUAACACAAAGUGGGUAUGAUUAAGAACUAUACAAGUUCCUCAAAGAACAGUACUUGGGUGAAUUAUACUUUCCAUCUCUGGUCACUGAAAAGGGACAGAGGCUAAUAUGUUCAGGUGAAAGGGAAAGUAGUAGAAGAUAGCUCUCUCGUGUUUAAUGUCUUUACUCUUUGACUGUGCUGUUGUACCUGACCGUUGGCUGUGCAGUGGGAGCCACGCCCCCUGGUGGACGAGUGAUGCAGUGACAGCCCCGCCCCUGGUGGCGGAGUGAUGCAGUGACAGCCCCGCUCCCUGGUGGCGGAGUGAUACGCGGCAGUGCGCCGUUUCUGCUUGAUGAGCACGUUGACCUGCGGAUGACCUCCCCAAAUAACUUCACGGGGAGAUGUGGUCCUACCAGAAACCGGGGUUUGAAGCCCUCCUUCUCGCAGAGCUGCAGAGACAGCAGCAGUGCAGCCAGUUCUGCGACACUCUCCUCAAGACGGAGGGUGUAUCGGUGCCAGCACACGGUUGUAUUCUCUCAGCUAUCAGCCCCCAAAUGUCCUCCGCUCUGUCCUCCACGCCGCCGCCCCCUGCAGGACAGAGCCGCCUCUUGGAGUUUCGGGCUCUCGGCGCCUGCAGCCUGCUCCACAUGGUCAGACUGCUGUACUGCGGAGAGAUGGUCGGGGAGGGGGAGAAGGAGAAGCAAGAGGCCAUUUCUGCUGCAGCCAAGCUGGGCAUCCACGGGCUGGUGGAAGUCACAAAAAGAGAUUGUAAGUGCCGAAAUAAGGAAGAGUGGCGCACGGAGGUAGGAGUGCAGACGGAGCCACUGAGGCCUCAGGAGAAGGAAGAGAGGCUGGGCAGGUGGAGGAGCAAAGAAAUGACAGAUGGGAGCACCGUCCUGUGGAAAGAGACGCUGUUGGAUGGUAAAGACACAUGGCCUCAGACAGAACAGCUGCAAGUAAAUUCAGGUCCUCCUCCUCAGCCAGCAGCCUCCUUUGAGACCAUCGAUAUGACAGCUCUCCACGGUUUAGAACAGACUGACUCCCAUCCUCUUCCCCCUCAAAUUCCCUCCAUCCCCAUAUCCCUCGUCUACCCACCGGAUGAAAACACAAUACGCCAAGCUUCAUCUGCUCUCGCUGACUCCAUGCAUGAAUCUGCAGCAGCCGGACACACUGUUGUGGCACCGUCUCACACCUUUGUCCCCCCACCCCUGCUUCCCUUCUCCAGCCAUGUGACCCCAGGUCCUGCUGACCUUGAGAACUGGUGGGAUGUCACAGCAGUUGAAGAAUUGGGAGACGAGCAGUUAGAGCAGUUUCAAGGCAACAUCCCAGAAUACAUCAGCUACUUCCUGAACCUGGAUAAGGAGAAGGGUGUUGGUAGAGGCAGAGCUAGGAGGAGGCAGGGUGCAGGAGUAGGAGGUGCCAGGAGGGGUGGGACGGCUGAAAGAAGAGCCAGGACACCACAAGAAAGAAGAGGGGGUAGAGGCAGACGAGGGUUAACGCAGACGGUGGAUCUUCAGGAUGUGGGGGUGAGCAAGCUGCAGACGUUUUUCCUGCAGCGGUGGGGGCCGUCCAGAACGGGCCAGGGGGGAGGAUCUGUGGGCAGGAAGCUGUACCUGAAGACCAGAGAGCUCCUGAAAUCGACCAAGAGCGGUCAGAGGAGAAGAAGGCGUGGCAAAGUGUGGGAGUUCAGCCAGAGUGGAGAUGUGCUGCCCGACUGUAAGGGAGGAGGAGGAGGAGGAGGAAGAGGAAGAGGUAACACGCAGCACAAGAGGAAUGCAGAGCAGCAGUUUAACCUGGAGGGUCUUCCUGUGGGCGGGGCUCCGAGGGCGAGGGGCAGGCCUCCGAGGGGCGGGGCUCAGAGGGCGAGGGGCAGGCCUCCGAGGGGCGGGGCUCAGAGGGCGAGGGGCAAACCAACAGCACCCGAUUCCUCUUCUUCCCCUCACAUCGUCCAGACCGUAUCUGCCCUCAGCCCCUCCCUCUCUCCGCCGCCCAGCCUGCUGUCACCCGCGGCCUCCUAUGUGCCUCCAGAAUCGUCCCUCCUCCUCAGCACCUCCCUCCCUCCUCCGCCUCACGAGCAACAGCCCGAACACUUUGAUCGUCUACUGGAGGAAGUGAUGAUGGGCCUCAACAUUUUACCCAACAACAACAACAACAACAACAGGGCUUCACAUUCUCAGCCUCCUCCUCCAACAGGUAGCAGCAGUUAUGCCUCUUGCGAUGAAACUUUAGUCCAAACCGAACCAUGCGACCGUACCGCUGUCCUCCUGGAAGCCAGUCCAGGUUCUCAUGGGUCCACACAGGCCGGUGCCAAAGCAAGAGGAGACGUGGGCUCCGACAGCGAGCGGCCCGUUCUGCAGCAGCAAUGCGAGGGAGAGCUGGAUGAGAUGCUGGACCACUUCCUCCAGUCCUUUGAGUGGCAUGUUGACAGCUGUACUGCGAGGAAAGAGGCGGAGCUUGGUGGUCAGAGUGGCACAGAGGCGAGCCAGCCUGGCCUCGUUAAAUCCAGAAGAAACGAGACCAACAGACGCUCUCGAAUAACUGAACUGCACCAGAGUGAUGAAGCUGAAAAGCCCCGCAAGACUUCUGCUCCCGAAAAUACCAAGGAAGCGCCAAUGAAAGUCAAAGCGCCAGCCAAACAACGAAAGAGGAGGAGGAGAAAAAACGAGUCUCUGUUCUCACUGGAGAAAGAGAGGGCGAGGAAGCCAGUGUCACCAAGUGACAAGAAGACCAAAGACGCUCGUGAAGUCCAGGGAGACGAGCAGCUGCAGCAGAGGCCGGUGGUGGAACUGGAGCGGUGUGGCCGCUGGCCAGUUGAAGUUACACCGCAGGAACGCAGCUGUCUGGAAGACAAGAGCCGCGCAAAAGCACCGACGAGUUCAUCAUCCGUAAAAUACGAACGAGACUCCUUGGUCACAAAGACGCACCCAGUGAGGAGCAGGGUGACCGGCGCGCGCUUCACGGACGGUUCCCCCUCUCUCCAGGAGCCACUUCUGACCGGACGGCCGCCCGCAGAAGGCCGACCACAUCGCAGUGGAAACGAGCCCAAUGACGACGUCCUCAGUCCAUCUCGGGCUGAGACGUCAGCGCCGCCAAUUCAGCCGCCGCCUGUGGAGCUCUGUGGCACGGUGGGACAACGGGGGAAAAGGCAAAAGAGACAUGAAGAAGAAAAUACUGUCAAGCCACAGGAAGAAGGGGAGAGAGCUCCGAAAGAGGGAGGGGAGAGGAGAGCGGAGUCAGAGGAGGUGCCGAGUGACGUAUCCUCUGCGGCCAAGAGGGUCUGCUUUGAAACACGCGUCCCGAGCUCUCGAUCUGCAGACGCCGUCUCCGAACCAGCAACCGGAGAGAUGAAGGCGGUUUCGCUCGCCAGUGAAAGAGACCGCUUACAAAUAGAAGACGGAGAGAAGAAAACAAUGUGGAUUGAACUGAAACUCCGACCAACUGAGGAAUGUUUGCUGGCUGAGGAGACGGAGGUAGUCGGCGUGGACGGAGACCCCGAAGACGACCGCUGCCCGAGCAGAACCGAGCCGACUCGGUCACAGCCGGCCGACGGGACUCCUCCGGGUUCAGAAGAAGAGGUUUGUGUGCGGUCGACAGGAAGCUGGGAAGAGGACGAGGACAUCGAUGUGAUCGGCGGUUUCGGCCCCGCCCCCGAGCCGGUGAUCAUCAGCUGGACCGAGUCUUCGGAGGAGGAGGGAGACGAGGACAUUGACGUCGUCGGAGAAAAGACGGACUACGCUACUGGCAGACGAUACAAGACGGAGGGGCUCUGACGGUCGCUUCUGUGACAUCCAGUUUGGUUUCUACUCUUCAGUUUGUUGUCUUUUUAUUUCCCAGGAAACGUUUGUUCCAUCGAUUUAAUGGAGUUCAAGACAUGAAUGUCUUCUGUUCUGAGUGUGAAUGUGCAGACACUGACAAUCCUAUCCUACUCCACCGAAGUUUAGGAAAAGAAGAGCAACAUGUUAACAGUUUGUUAGAUUGAAGGACAUGAAAGAUAAGGCGUGCAUCAUAAUGCAUGAAGACAGUUCAACGAGCUAACAUAACUGUCGUUUUUAAGAAGCUAUUGAGUAGACUGACAAUUAUUGGCAAACUCAGCUGAUGGGGGUCGUUAAUUUUGUUGGUAAUGUUUUGAUGUAAAUAAGUUGUUCCUGUUUAAUGAAUUCAUUUCAGAUGUUUUAAGCAGCUAGUUUAGCAAAGUCUGUCUUAACUGUCGAAUGUUGAAAACCAAACCAAAAUAAAAUCAGGUUCAUGUAA
Molecule: messenger RNA, 6816 nt
Organism: Pseudoliparis swirei
Lineage: Eukaryota; Metazoa; Chordata; Actinopteri; Perciformes; Liparidae
Exons: 8
Coding region: 2967-6335 (1122 amino acids)
Biological process (GO): positive regulation of transcription elongation by RNA polymerase II
Molecular function (GO): protein binding
Source: RefSeq, a predicted model, not a curated record